Molecule: messenger RNA, 1358 nt
Organism: Nelumbo nucifera (sacred lotus)
Lineage: Eukaryota; Viridiplantae; Streptophyta; Magnoliopsida; Proteales; Nelumbonaceae
Product: deoxyhypusine hydroxylase-B-like
Biological process (GO): peptidyl-hypusine biosynthetic process
Molecular function (GO): deoxyhypusine monooxygenase activity
Source: RefSeq, a predicted model, not a curated record
GACUCUUCUCUUUUUCUUUCGCGGGGCAUCUGAUUCUCCACGCUCCAACUCCAAGCCUCCACUGUCUCGGGGAAGCUAGGGUUUCUGUCCCGGUUUCCUGCGAAUCCAUGGCUGGCGGAAGUUCCUUCUACGCUUCUCCGGAAACAGAGAAGUUCCUCUGCGAGCGACUCCUCGAUCAAGACCAGCCGAUUUCCGAGCGUUUCAGAGCUCUAUUCUCACUUCGCAAUCUCCGAGGCUCUGGCCCUCGUGAGGCGCUCGUCCGCGCAACAAGGGAUUGUUCGAAUUUGCUUGCCCAUGAGGCAGCUUUUGCGCUGGGGCAAAUGCAAGACGCUGAUGCUAUUCCUGCCUUAGAAGGAGUUCUUGAAGAUCUUUCUUUGCAUCCCAUUGUUCGUCAUGAGGCAGCGGAAGCUCUUGGUGCCAUUGGAUUAAAGAGUAAUAUUCCUAUUUUAGAGAAGAGUUUAGUGUCAGAUCCUGCGCAGGAGGUGCGAGAAACAUGUGAAUUGGCUCUUAGACGAAUUAAGGAACARAAAGAUAUUGAUGAUAACAAUCAAAUAUCUUCAGUGUCUGCUUCACCGUUUCUGUCAGUUGAUCCAGCCAUGCCUGCUUGUUCUAGUUCUUCUGUAGAUCAGCUAAGGGAAGUUCUCUUGAAUGAAGAAAAGGGCAUGUAUGAGCGAUAUGGAGCUCUUUUUGCUCUUCGAAACGAUGGUGGUGAUGGAGCUAUCAGCGCUAUAAUUGAUUCUUUAGGUGCUAAAAGUGCUCUCCUGCGGCAUGAGGUUGCAUAUGUCUUGGGCCAACUGCAAGACAAAGCUGCUUCUGCUGCCCUUUCUGAAGUUCUUAGGAAUAUUAAUGAGCAUCCAAUGGUUAGACAUGAAGCCGCUGAAGCACUUGGCUCCAUUGCAGAUAGCCAAAGUGUGUCACUUCUUGAGGAAUUUGCGAAGGACCCUGAGCCCAUAGUCUCGCAGAGCUGUGAAGUUGCUCUCAGCAUGCUGGAGUUUGAGAGAUCAGGCAAGUCGUUUGAGUAUCUCUUCAUGCAGGCACCUCAAGUGCAGUAAUACAUUCAUGAUUCGUCAACCCACAAAAUAGAUAUUUUCAUUAAUUACUCAAGAUAUGGAUGUUGACCCAAGUGCUGCUGCUGCUGCUUCAUUACUGUUCCAAAUAUAACCAACUCAAAGAGGAUGUUGCUUUAUAAUAAAUUGACGAAUAUUCACAUCCAAGGUGAAAUGUAUACUGACGGACAUCAGGGAGAGUUUCUUAUGUGAUGUUGUCUAAAGAAAUUUGAUGUCAGAGAUGUCACUAGUUAAAGUUGCAGGUGUUCUAGUUGAAUUUUUUUAGUAAAAUGGUUUUGUUUCUGUCCAAUA